This is a messenger RNA of Nylanderia fulva, 1833 nucleotides long. RefSeq names its product G protein-coupled receptor Mth-like. Lineage: Eukaryota; Metazoa; Arthropoda; Insecta; Hymenoptera; Formicidae. The record is from RefSeq and is a predicted model, not a curated record. Gene Ontology annotation, cellular component: plasma membrane. Gene Ontology annotation, biological process: cell surface receptor signaling pathway; G protein-coupled receptor signaling pathway. Gene Ontology annotation, molecular function: G protein-coupled peptide receptor activity.
AUGUAUGGAAAAAAUUUUGUGUUUGUGUGUUGCGGAGUUCUCCUUGUCACUGCAUUGUCGAAAUCUCGGAAAGAUUUUACAAAAAUCGAAGGGAAAUAUGAUAAUUUGACGGUACAAUACAAGAUUGACACGGAAUCUACAACAAACUAUAUCAAAAUUGAAACUCUACAAUAUGAUGUGUACGAAAAGUUGACCAAUAAUGAGUAUGUCAAUUCAAAACGAUAUAAACUGGAGACGCAUUUUGUGCACAAUCAUGAGAAUGAUGAGGAAAUACCAAUAAAAUCUCACACUAAUUCAACAAAUGUCAGUCAUCAAAGAAACUUUAUGUCACAGGAAGUUUAUGAAAACUCGAUUGAAAAUAAUGAUUUCAUGUCGCAUGAAGUCUUUGAGAACUGCAGUAAAAAUAGUAAUGAAGGUAACAUCGUUCCAUACGAAAUGUGCCAUAAUAUUACUUGCUUUCUACUCUGCUGUCCUCUUGGUGAAAACAUGAGGAUGGUUGACGGAAAAUGCAUUUCUGAAGAAAUUAAAUACGUUUUCCCGAAAGUAUAUGAAUAUAUAAACGAUUCAAUACAGAGCAAAAAUAAGAGAGUGGACGAAUUGUUUCAACUGGCCAUCCACGAUUCGUGCCACGAAAAGAAUCAUUUCCAGCUUCCCGAUUAUCAUCGCGAUUUUAUUAUUUUUGUCAAUGGUUCUAUAUAUUUAUCUUAUUAUAAAAUAUUUGUUAAAUCAACAUCAUAUUGUCUUACUGUCGUGGAAGGGGGAGAUAAGUUUGACGUGGUCCUCUGUUCAGAAACUUUAGACGAGAUCAACAAGCAAAUAAUUAUGUCGACUGAUAAUACUCUUUCUAAUGCCCCUUUUGUCUUACAAGUCAUAUAUUUGAACUUCUGUAGCAUAGUGUCCAUACUAUUUUUGGUGGCAAUAUUUUUGGUGUAUUCCAUUUUACCAGAGCUCCAAAAUGUAUACGGCUUUAUGUUGCGUAAUUACAGCGCUACUUUGUCCGUCUCUUACACAUUUCACAUUGUGAAUAAUAUGAUCAAAGCGGAUUACAUACCGUAUCCCAUCUGUAUUGCAAUCGCUUUCUUUAUCUACUUUUUUAGUUUAUCGAAUUUCUUCUGGUUAAUUACGAUAAGCUUUCAUAUAUGGUGGACAUUCAGAGGAUUCUGUUCGUUACAUAAUAACGUAAAAAAACUGGAAAAAAGGAAGUUGUUUUAUGCGAUCUUUGCUUGGGGUUGUCCCUUUAUCUUAGCUAUUGUCUAUGCUAUCAUGGAUUCUGUUUCCGAAUAUGUACCAAAUAUUUUGAGACUGAACUUUUAUUUAGGUAAUUGCUGGUUCUAUAACAAAGAAGCGUUUUUGUUGUAUUAUUACGUGUUCAAAAGUAUCUGUAUCAGUUGCAGUAUUAGCUUAUCCAUCUUUACGGCAUUGAAGAUGAAACGAUACGAAAAGGAUACAAACUUUUGUUUGACAGAUUCGGAAAGCAAGCGAUAUAAGGACAACAAGAAAUGGUUAAAUCUGUAUCUAAAACUUUUUAUCUUGCUGUUUAUCGUGAUUGGCAUUAAAUGGUUCGUGAUGACAGUGACAUGGUUGUCUAAAAAUGUGCCCAAUUAUGUUUGGUAUGUUACUGGUUUAGUGAACAUUCUGCAGAAUCUUUGUACUUUGAUCAUCUUUGUAUGGAGAAAGAAGAUCAAAGUGAUAUUAUUGAAGCGAUUAGAAGUUGAGACGAACUCAAAAAUGUCGAGCACUACCACGUCAUGGGUGUCUAUGAAGGAAAAAACAAGUUCUUGCGGACAAGUAAACUGUCAUGCAAAAGGUUCAUCUGACGAAACUGAGCUCUAA